UGUGGCAACAAUGGGAAGUAGCCUGGACAUUCAACAUGAGCGACUGGCCGCCAUCUCAUUAUUCACCACCAAGCACAUGGUGUGGCUGAUUUCUUCAGCUGGGAGCUGACAUCUGAGGUCUAUUGUUUGCUUGCCUCUCGGCCUCCCCGAUGGCUCGAUGGCUCACACAUGUUGGCCUCCUCGGUGUGGGCGACAUCCCCAAGGAUCCAAUAAUGGUCAUUUACUUGUCAUAGGUGCUAUGACAAGUAAGUACGAAGGCCAAAAAGAGAGGGAACUGCGAUGUUGCGGAACAACUACGUACUACUUUGAUCACUCUUCAAGAAUGAUUUCGACUCGAAACGAUUGCUGGAGCCUCCAACCGGAAACACCCAGCAAAUGAAACACGUGAAACAGCUGCCUCGCCGGUCAGCUACGGAAAGCUGUUUGGGAAAAGAGAACCUCCUUGGGGCUGUGAAGAGUCGACUGAUAGGUGGUUUAUGUGUUCAUGAGGCUCCAGAACCACCCCAGACACACACACACACACACCCUAUUAAGACUCUAAUAUGGAUAUUAGUGUCUUGUUAUGGCCAUGUCAGUUAUGAGGUUAUGAGGUUAGGUGUUGGGAGGGAGGCUUGACCCACCCUGAGGCGGUGGUGUGCGCUGCCCUGGGUCUAGCAAUAGGUGCCGCCAUCCCCAACGCCGAGCGGGCCAUGACCACGGGGAUCCCUGUGAUGCGCCCCGGACGGCCGCCAACUGCCCAACUGCCCAAACAGCCACCCACCAGGAGUCAAACGGGUGCCUCUUGGAUGACCUGCCCAAGGACAGUGCACAUGCUCACCGGUGUCAUUGACCCCGCGGGGAGCGCUGCGGCCACACCCAGCCAGGGCAUGGUGAUGCUGCGGAGCAUCUCGCCCAUUCGAUAUGCCAUUGAGGCGCUCUGCCAGAGCGAGCUCCAGGGCGCUGUUUUGGCGCCGAGCGCCUCGGAGGCGGGCAAGCUGGGAGGGGUGGCCUUGUUGCGCUCCGGCGACGUCUUCCUGGAGCGGUUGGGCGUUUCGCACGCCUACCAAGAGGCCAUCACAUGCUUGUUGGCGCUGCUGUUCUUCCACUUGUUGCUUGCAGCGAUCCUACUGGUCGCCAUGAAACCCAGAUUUCAGAGGGCCAGGCCUUCGAAGCACGGCGUGCCGGUGGCGCAAAGCGUUUGAGAUCUGGCUGAACAGCUGAAGAGUUUUGAACAGCUAGGGCUAUCAUGCCCUGCUUCGCAUGAUGGUGUUUCCAAGCAGCAAACACCCGGUUUCAUUCAAUGAUUGGUGAUGCACCUGACCGGUCGGUCAUGUGAAGCUGCGGUAGCCGUCGGUGUCUGGGCGCGUCCAGCGUCCAAUAAAUGCCCUGCGUCCCGCAGUGCCUCAAGUCAGGCUGGUCAGGUCGCUGGUCCCACAGCGGCGCCUUUCCUCGUCAAAGAUUUCUAUACCGUGGGGGGGAUUGCCCAGUGCAACGGAUCUCCAGCAAAAGACCACUGUCCAACGGGGCACCACUGUCGUUUGUGCAGCUUCGAGUGAGACGAUGCGAUGGAGAAAAGUGUGGUUUUGA
Molecule: messenger RNA, 1566 nt
Organism: Durusdinium trenchii
Lineage: Eukaryota; Dinophyceae; Suessiales; Symbiodiniaceae
Source: the annotation of a GenBank genome assembly